CUAGCUGGUUCUCCAAUAUUUUAUAGCCCUACACCAAGAGGAUUUUGUUCGAAUUGUUGCCAAAUUAAAGAACGUGAUGAUAUUAAAUUUAUGCUGUACACAAGAAAAAAUCCAUUUAAGGCCCAAAAUCUAUAUCUGAGCGAUGAUAAACGUUUGCGCAAAAGCAAUUUUAAUUUCAAUCAUCCUUUGGUCAUUUAUUUGCACGGCUUCUCCGAGUCGGCCAUAAGCGAACGCCAAAGCAGUCAGGAGAUGAAAGAUGCUUUUCUGAAAAAUGGCACAUACAAUGUCAUACUCAUCGAUUGGAGUCCUCUGACCGCGGUACCUUGGUAUACAAACUCGGUGGAAAAUUUACCAAUUGCUGCCCGUUAUAUGGCCCGCUUUAUAAGGUUUCUCGUACAAAAAGGUUUCCCCGUUAAGGACAUCCAUUUGAUUGGCUUCAGUUUGGGUGCUGAGGUGGCGGGAUUUAUUGGCCAACAGUUACAGGAAUGGUCCAUAUUAUUGCCACGCAUAACGGGUCUCGAUCCUGCCUUGCCGCUGUUCGAGGAUGGCAGUUCGAAUCGUCGCCUGGGACCCAGUGAUGCACAAUUUGUUGAUAUCAUACACACCGACGGUGGCAUUCUGGGCAAUCCUGAGGCUAUGGGUCAUGUAGAUUUCUACCCCAAUGGUGGUCAUGCUUUACAGCCGGGCUGUGCACGCCAGGAAAUUGCCAAUAAUCGCUGGCUGGGCAUUUUGAUAGGUUGUAGCCAUCAACGUGCUUGGGAAUAUUUUAUUGAAUCUGUCCAUUACCCAAUGGCAUUUCCAGCCAACAGAUGUGAGCCUUCGAAAUUGUUUGGCACUUGUCGUGAUGGUGGCAAUGGCAAGGCGUUUAUGGGCAUGGGGGCUGAUAAGAGAUUACGUGGUAAAUUUUUCUUGGAUACCAAAGGCGAAUCGCCAUUUGGUCGCAGUAAUACGCUGGGUUCGGCAUCCGCCUAUAGAAGAGCAUCAGCUGCACUGACAUUGCUGCCAUUGCAAUGGGAGUUACAGCAACAAACACAACAACAACAACUCAACAACACAGCCAUCGCCAUCGCCACCCACUACCACAUCUACGGUGAGUGGGAGAACGAAACGAGCAGCACCACUAUGGCUGGCAAAUAA
Molecule: messenger RNA, 1137 nt
Organism: Musca vetustissima
Lineage: Eukaryota; Metazoa; Arthropoda; Insecta; Diptera; Muscidae
Product: inactive pancreatic lipase-related protein 1
Exons: 7
Biological process (GO): lipid metabolic process
Molecular function (GO): lipase activity
Source: RefSeq, a predicted model, not a curated record